This is a messenger RNA of Drosophila hydei, 1659 nucleotides long. RefSeq names its product sodium channel protein Nach (gene ppk22). Gene Ontology annotation, biological process: sodium ion transmembrane transport. The transcript is spliced from 8 exons. Bases 1 to 1659 code for a protein of 552 amino acids. The record is from RefSeq and is a predicted model, not a curated record. Lineage: Eukaryota; Metazoa; Arthropoda; Insecta; Diptera; Drosophilidae. Gene Ontology annotation, molecular function: ligand-gated sodium channel activity. Gene Ontology annotation, cellular component: membrane.
AUGGUUAAUAUUGAAUCAACAUCCAAUGCCAUCUGGUGGAUUAAAAAUCCGAAUGCAGCGAAAGCUGGUGGCACUGCUGGGCGCAAGGAGUCGCUUGGGUCGAGCUUUUGUCUGGAUAUCGCUGAAUUACUGCGCAAUAUAUCCUUGCAGGGUUAUAGCAAGCUAUUGGCAUCGGAAUUAACGUUGCCGGAGCGAUUAAUUUGGCUGCUGGUGCACACAACCACGCUCAUUUCAAUGGUGGCUGUGCUCAUGCUCACCUGGGAGCAGUUUAUUGCACAAUACUUUGUCAUCAAUCUGAAGGAUCCACUUUAUCCUGUUGAAAAUGUGCCAUUUCCGGCAGUGUCAAUAUGCUCCAACAAUCGCAUUUCCAUGCGGGCCGCCACGGCCUACGCUCUCGAGCUUCAGAAUAAUGAUCCAUCGCCUCAUGAUUUGAAGUACUACCUGGACAACCUGAUUCAUCUCCGGAAGCUCUAUAUGAUCGGCGACAAGGAGGCAGAAAAUGAUGACUAUAUUAACUUUCAAGCGUUUCUGGACAUCUUCGGCACCUGGAAUAAUGAAACCUUUUUCGAUACACGGCGUAUCAUGUAUAUGCUGACGCCCAAAUGCACUGAAUACAUUAUAAAAUGCAGUCUGAACAAUGUGAAUAUACCUUGCUUCAGCGAGUCUGCUUUUCAGAUGAAGCUAACAAAGUAUGGCCCGUGCUGCACAUUCAAUAGCAACAACGGGCUUAAAAAGAGAACUUUCAGCAAUCGCUUAGCCGAUGCAUCCUUUGGGUUGACAGUUGUCAUCAACUCGAGUCAUGCGGACUAUUUUGCGCCAGUUUUGUAUACGAAUGGUUACAUUGUCAUAGUUCAUGAUGCAGAUAAUUUUCCAUCGAUAACAUCAUCAAAUUCACUAGAAAUGUUUCCAGGACAACGGGAGGAAAGUUAUCUAAAGAUUUUUGCCCGUGUAAUAGAUACCGAUAAAAGUUUAUACUCCUUUUCCCCCUUUGGACGUCGGUGUUAUUUCCAUAGAGAGGCGGACAUGCCACAGCGGAGUUACGUUUACACGUUCCCCAACUGCAUUACCAGAUGCCGCAUUCGCAGCAUAAUUGCCUUGUGCAACUGUAUACCCUUUCAGAUGCCUCUGGACUUGGUGGACAACUUAGAUGGGCUCGUCUAUUGUACGCUUAGCCAUAUCAGUUGCCUUUCCCAGUAUCAAUUUAAGUGGAAUAAUGUAUUAACUGAGAGACUUCGAAUCCCGGGCCUCGAGCGCGAAUCGGAAGAGGCCUUGUACUGCCCGCAGUGCCUGCCUUCGUGCAACGAUGUGCAGUACAGUGUAUCUCUGAACGAGCUGCCCAUUGAUACGUAUCUGGCGAAUCUGUCACCUGACGAAAUUGACACUGAGCUGGGCACCGAUUUGUCCGUUCUGAGAGUGUAUUUUGGGCAGCCGCACGCUAACUUCUACAUGAGAUUGCUGAAUAACGAAUGGUUUGAGAUCUUCAGUACCAUUGGAAAUAUUUUGUCAAUAUUUAUGGGAUUUUCAUUGGUGGCCAUCUUUGAGACGCUCUUCUUCUUCUGCAAGUACAUUUACUUGGGCUGCUGUCGCAUAUUGGAGCGCAGCAGAGCCAAUAGCAAAGCGAAGAUGUUGGAUGAGCGAAAGCUACACAUAUGUCCAUAA